CUUCAAGAAGCUUUAUCGUUACAAGUACAAGUUUUUUCAACAUACCCAAACGGAACCAUCCGAUUUUUACCAAAGUGUAGUGAUAACACCAAACAAUGCCGCUCGAUUUGUUGGAUUGGAUGUGUUCACCGAAGGUUACAAGUUCUCCUGGAGGACUUUUUGUAUGAUCGUUUCAAUUUUGGUUUACAUUUACUGUUGUGUUUUUACGGCAUACGAGGUUCGCUGCAGUGUUAAGGAGUUAAUUUUCUGCCUCGUGACGAGCGGAUUGGCUCCACAUAAAACUGUACAUGUUUGGACUUUUUUGAUGUUUCGAAAGGAGCUUUACUGGUUUCAUCAAUACACCAAGGAUUUGUACCGCGAGGAGUGUAAAGAUCGUACCAAGUCCAUGUUGAUGAAAAAUGUUUCCUUGCUAAGUGUGACUACUAAGUUAAUGUUGGUGGCUUAUACGUGCAUUUCUUCUGCCAUGGAUAUUGUUCCGAUCAUUUCUUCAGCUGCUUCUGGAGAGAAGACUCUCCCCUUUGGAUUUUACAUUCCGUUUUUGGAUCAUACAUCUUCGCCGGGAUUUACAUGUAACUUUAUUAUACACGUAACUCUUACAGUGUAUGUGCUUUGCUCGGGAUAUGGAGCAGAUUGUAUCUAUUUGAUUGCCAUGGCUAGCUCAUUCACUCAGAUUGAUGUACUCAUGUCGGCUUUGAGAGAAUUGACCACGGAAAUCGAGGCAAAGAAGUCAGAUGUUGGCGAAUGUUUGAAUCAAAUUAUUGUUCGCCAUCAGGAACAUUUGAAGUACUUGGGAACACUCGAGUCUGUAUUUCGCAUCUAUUUCCUGGUAAACUUUGUAAGUUUGGCACUGACUCUCAUUUUGUCAUGGUAUGCAGCAAUUGUCCUCUCCUGGUACCAAGGCUAUGGCUUCAUUCUGUUUAUCAGCUAUGGACUGUUUUUCGGAUGUUUUCUGGGAACACUGCUGGCAAUGAAGAGUGAACAGCUAGAGCGGGCAAUUUACGACGUUCCCUGGUACAAGAUGUCACUGGCAAACCAAAAGUCGAUGAAGUUCCUGCUGAACUCUGCCCAACAGCCCGUCAGUAUGACGUUCAUCUUUUACAAACUGGACGUGCCCACAUUUUUGCAGAUGUACAAAAUGAUCUACAGUACCUUCACCAUGCUGCUAACGGUGCGGGAUGAGUAGAAAGACACAACAAGUUGAGUCGACCAUGAGGGUUUCAAAUCUGAACUUUACACUUAAUGAAAUCCUUAAAAGUGAAAAACACUAAAAAGAAAAUCAUCAAAAGCAAAACUUUGAGUAAAUGUAGGUUAGUCAGUUUUCUAUAAAUUGACAUAAAAACAAGAAAUUGUUGAAUUGAACACAGAAUACAAUUGAUAAUAUGAAGUAUGAGGAUUCAAAAAAUGAGAUUAUAGUAGGCCAUACAAAUUUCUAAAACUUAUAGUUCGUUUUAGAGUUGUCAGAUUUAAAAUGAAAUACAUAGAUACAAAGCAUACACAAUAAACUGGACUCACUAACUGGACCU
This is a messenger RNA of Culex quinquefasciatus (southern house mosquito), 1523 nucleotides long. It is a transcript of the gene Or83c, whose product is annotated as odorant receptor 67d. The coding region runs from base 164 to 1183 and encodes 339 amino acids. NCBI's taxonomy places the organism in Eukaryota, Metazoa, Arthropoda, Insecta, Diptera, Culicidae. Gene Ontology annotation, molecular function: odorant binding; olfactory receptor activity. The record is from RefSeq and is a predicted model, not a curated record. The transcript has 4 exons. Gene Ontology annotation, biological process: detection of chemical stimulus involved in sensory perception of smell; sensory perception of smell. Gene Ontology annotation, cellular component: plasma membrane.